UGAACUGCUGCCAAACCCUACCUCGGAGUUAACAUUCGUGAGUAAGGAAGAUGCAGAAGGUGAAAGCUUUCCCGGACGUCUGGCCCGGAUCUGGACACUUGGUCAGAUUUAACUCCUCAAUCAACACUCUAUCCAGUCAAAGGCAGAGGCGAAUGCAAUGAAACUCCGGCUACUUUGCUGCAAUGACUUGCUUCUCUGCAACAGUAGCGCAGUCAACAGCAGCCUGGACAGCGACGGGAGUUUCAGCACCACGGCCAGCGACCAGGGUGGCGAGGAUGAGCUCCUGCUGCCCACUUUCUCCACAGCCUCCAAGGUCAGAGUCGUCAUCACCCUGACCAUCUUCUUGAUCUCCUCCUACCUCAAUUUGACUGUGUUAUGCGACGCCCUGAGGAGGAGAGGGACGGCCAGAUCCCACAUCAGGACACUGAUUGUGAACCUGUCGUGCGCUGACCUGCUGGUCACCUUCAUUGUGAUGCCCCUGGACGCCGCCUGGAACAUCACAGUGCAAUGGUACGCCGGGGACCCCGCCUGCAAACUCCUCAUGUUCCUCAAGCUCCUUUCCAUGUACUCGUGCGCCUUCAUCACUGUCGUAAUCAGUCUCGAUCGUUACUGUGCCAUUCUGCACCCUCUGGGCAUUAGCAGAGCCAACGAGAGGAACCGAAUCAUGCUCAUCUGGGCCUGGAUCAUGAGUGUCAUUUUGGCUACCCCUCAGCUAUUCCUCUUUCACUCUGUCUCUAUCGCUGUACCAGCUCCAUUUACUCAAUGUGUGACUCAUGGCAGCUUCAAGGAGUCUUGGCAGGAAAAAGUUUACUUUCUCUUCACGUUCCUCUGGUUGUUCCUUCUGCCGCUUCUAAUCAUGGUAUUUUGCUACACAAGCAUAAUAGUCACCAUUACAAGGAAGAUGGCAGUAAAUGCAGAUGUAUUCUCUAAAGAUGCAGAUUCAAGAUGUAGUAAGAACUACAUUCCGAAAGUGCGAAUGAAAACCUUAAAGAUGACUAUUGUCCUUGUGAGCACCUUCAUCAUAUACUGGACCCCAUACUAUGUCUUGGGAUUUUGGUACAAUUUUUUUCCAGCCAUGAUAAACAAGAAAGAAAUCCCUGAAUCAAUUAACCAUGCCCUAUUCACUUUUGGGAUGCUGAACAGUUUGGUGGAUCCAUUGGUUUGUCGUAUUGGUUAUCUUAGGCUGACAAAUAGCUGAUGCAGUGGGCAACAUGGUCAAGCCUGUAUUAAGCAUGGUCAGAAUAAAAGAAAGACAGUUGUCUUACAAUGCCCUGAAAACCUUUUGACCAAUUAAUUGUGAAAUUCAGCACGUAGCUUCGUUACUUGGUCCCAUAUUUUCCAAAAAUGGUUUUAUUUCUCAGCAGACUGCAGAGAAAUAAAUGGCAAAUUAAUAGGCUUGUGAAAGCAAUGUGCAGCAGCUGAAUGUAGUUAAAACAGCUGUUAAAUGUCAGACAAUGUGUGUAAAUUUCUGGGUCAAUGGAUGAUACACGAGAAUUUUUACUUAUUGGUCUUUCUGAUGAAGGAGUUUCUUUUUCAGUUUUCUGAUAAAUAGUUCAGUUGCUACACUCCUGUGUUCUCAGCUAGAACAAACAUUUUUCAGCUCAGACACUUCUGGAUUAGCACCGUACCCAAUGAAAAGUGCUUACUUGCAUGUUGACUCAAAUAACUGCUUCUGGAUGCAUACAGACUGCCUCUGAAAAAUUAAUGAGUGAAGUGGCAUUUGGUGCAGAUACACUUGCAAUAAAGAUUCAUGGAGAAAGGAAUUAGUGGCUGAAUUGAAGGUUUUACUUACUUUAUCAGAGAUAUAUGAAAGUCAGUGUUCCUUUAAAGGCUGAUUAUAUUUUUAGAUUAAAGAAAUUGAGACCAUCCAGCCUCACCACUGUUAAAGCCCACAGGCGCUAACUAUAUGUACUAAGUAGUGACCGUCUCUCAGAGGAUUGAUAAUGGUUGGAAUUCUCUACCCUGGAGACUGAUUAAGCUUGGGUCAUUAAAUUGACGGCUGAGUUAGAUAGAUUUUUGAUCCACAAGGGAAUCAACAAUAAUGGUGGGGGGCAAGGGAAACGGAUUUAAGGCCAUAAUCAGAUCAAUUAUUAUUUUGUUGAAUGCAGGCGAGCCACAAAGGACCAUACAACUUACUCCUGCACCAACUUCUAUGUACUUGUAUUUGUAGAAGAAAUUAUCUGUUCCAAAAACACAAAAUAGAACAAGUAAACGUUGGAAUCCAGUGUUAAUUAACAGGUAAUAUUAUAAGUAUCUAUACAUCCAUAUAAGUGCAUAAGUACACAUUUACACACCUAAAUAUAAACAAUUUUAUAUACCUAUUAGAUGCUGUCUAUUAUUACAAAACAAUAUUUUACUAUGAAUAUCUAUGAGAAAUGUGCUAGUUAUUGUUUAAAUAUUAGUGUUUACAGACAAAGGGUUCUAAAUUUAUGUUAGACUUGCAUAUCUAACCUAAACAGAACAUAAGGCCCCAGAUCCUAUCUACAUUCUGUGCAGAAUUAGCUCAGGGAAAAACAUUCAAACAUAUUCCAUCACUCAAUUGGAUUAUGCUAAAAUUGAUGAUGGGAACAUAGGAACACAAGUAAACCAUGAAGCCCCUUGAGCUUUUUCAACCAUUCAUUCAGUCAUGCUGCUUUGCAAUUUAACUACAGUUAUUCAUCUUAGUGCCAAAUCAAUAAUAGUCCAUUUGCCUAACAAAAAAAAAGUCUCAGUUUUCACAGUUACAAUUGAUUCGUGUCUUGCAAAUUUUUGGUCAAAAAUGCUCCAGCUUUCCAUUACCUUUUUCUAUGAAGGACUCUUCCUGAUAUUAUUCCUGAAUAGAACCUAAUUUGAAUAUUACUGCUCCUUUUUCUGGAUUGUUUCACUGGAGGAAAUAAUCGUUCCCUGCAAAAUCCUUCAAUUACGAUAAAUGCUUCAAUAUAUCACCGUCAACAUUUCUUUUUAUAGAUGCACCAUAGAAUGCAUCCCAUCUAUCCUAUCCUGUAUGGCAACUACUUUGCCCAAUACCAUAAGAAGCUACAGAGAACACAACCCAGUCCAUCAUGCAAACCAGCCUUCCUUCUAUUGGCACCAUCUAUACUUCCCAUUACCUCAAGAAAGCAAUUCUACAUUCAAUUCUGGUCUCCUUGUGAUAGAAAGGAUGUUAUUAAACGUGAGAGGGUUCAGGAAAUAUUUACAAGGAUGUUUGGAGGGCUUGAACUAUAGGGAGAGACUGAAUAGGCUGGGGCAAUUUUCUCUGGGGCAUCAGAGGUUGAGCGGUGAGGUUUAUGAAAUCAUGAGAGGCAUGGAUAUAGUAAAUAGGCAAGGUCUUUUCCCUGGUGUGUGGCUGUCCAAAACUAGAGAACAUAGGCUUCAGGUAAGAGGGUAAAGAUUUAAAAGGGGCCUAAGGGGCAACUUUUUCAUGCAGCUGGCAGUGCAUGUAUGGAAUGAGCUGCCAGAGGAACUGGUGGAGGCUGGUACAAUUACAACAUUUCAGAGGCAUCUGGAUGGGUAUAUAAAUAGGAAGAGUAGAAGGAGAUAUGGGCCAAAUGCUGUCAAAUGAGACUUGAUUAUUUUAGGAUAUCUGGUCGGUAUGGACAAGUUAGACUGAAGGGUCUGUUUCCAUGCUGUACAUCUCCAUGACUCUAUCACUCUAUAACAGAAUCAAAAGCACUUCCUGUCCCAAUUGUAAUCUCUUCCACCCUCUUCUGUCAGGCAGAAGCUGUAAAAGUUUGAAUACAUGUAUGAACAGAUUCUUCCCUGCUGAUAUUAAACUUUUGAAUGAACCUCUCAAAUGUUAAUUAUGAUCUCUCUUUCUGCACCUUCUCUGCAGCUGUAACACUGUAUUCUGCACUCUGUUCUGCUGCCCUGAGGCACUUUGUACCUGCUCAUACAGGAUGUAAAACAACCACUUUUCACUGUAUCUCAAUAACUGUGACAACAAUAAAUGAAUUAGUCAAUCAAUGUUCAAUUAUCAAAGGAAGACAAACCUGAGUUAUGUAGAUUGUCCUUAUAAUUAAACCCCAUUAAAUACUGGUAUAAUUGGUGAAUCUACACUGCAUUACUUCAGAAACCAAAUAUAUCUUUCCUGAGAAAAGGUUAAGGGAGAUAUGCGUGGAAAGUUCCUAACGCAGAGGGUGGUGGGUGCCUGGAACAUGCUGCCAGCAGAGGUAGUAGAGGCAGACGUGAUAGCAUCAUUUAAGAUGUAUCUAGACAGAUACAUGAACAGGCAGGGAGCAGAGGGAUACGGAUCCUUGGAAAAUAGAUGACAGGUUUAGACAGAGGAUCUGGAUUGGCAUAGGCUUGGUGGGCCGAAGGGCCUGUUCCUGUGCCAUAACUUUCUUUUCUUUAUUGUCUAAGCAGGGGCUAAUCAGAGCUUUAUAUAACAGUACUGUAACUUCUAUCCCCAUGUAUUCCAGUCUUAAAAAAAGCCACUAACUUUAAGUUAUGCUUGGAAGAUGAACUGUGUUUACUUCUUCACAGAUUGUAUCCUCUCAGGAAACAGAGCUGCCUUGUUGUUGGAAAGGUUGAUUUUUUCUUUUACUUAUUGCUAAUGAUCUUUGUCUUUGGCAAUAGUGAUGGGCUUUCCACGCUAAAGCAGUUUUCCACAACUUAGGAGGUUUGUUCAUGGGUAAGCUCGCUGACAUACAACAGAAGUCACCUCUAGCUUAGACUGGACUGCAAGUUUCUUCCCUAAGCGAAACUGUUUGGUUUUCACUCUGACAUCUUCAUGAUUUUUUAUUUCCAGAUUUGGUUAACUGCUUUAAUGAUCAAACUGCCAUAAGUCGUAUUCAGAGUCAUGCUGUACACAUUCAUAGACUUAAGGAUUAUCAGUGCAGCCCACUACUCUAAACAUCCAUCAUGGGAGAUUGUUAAUUUUUUGCAACACUUAGGAAUUCAACAAAUGCAUAAUAAGAAUAACAGACAACUUUCUACUUUCUUAAAUAAUACUUUUUUGAAGUUUAACAGAAAUUGGCUUAUAUUAGCAUUUAUUUUCAAAGUCUCCCCAUCCAAUUCUCUGUCCUCCUGAACUCACUAGGAACCACUAACACCAACAAUUAUUUGCUACUUGGAUUGAAUGACAAACAUAUAAUAGUAGUUUGCUGUGACAAAUUUUUAAUGAGACAAGGACAAUAAUAUACCAGUCCAUGUUUCCAUUGUUUUAUAAAUUGGAAGAAAUGUCCAUCUUCUAUCUAAGUUUUAAUUCAAUAGUUUCAAGGAUUUUGAUGGACCCAGCCACCUCUGAUGAUUCUAAGGUACAGGUGAUCCCCUGUCUGUGCCAAGUAUAUUCACAAUCCAUAAACUUGAUUGUGGAAGCAUGACCAAACUUGAAGAUAUUCACUUACCUAAGCAGCAUAUUUGUCUCACUAGUUUCAUCUGUUGUAUAUAUGAAAGUCCAAGUAGCCACAUUGGAAUUUGAAGUUUUAGCAAUAAUGAAGAGAUGGCUCAAAAAAAGGGACAGGACUGGACCAUAAACAUUCCUGGACCUAAGAUGUUCAAUAAAUAUAAGGAUGGGAAGCAAGGAUGAGAGGUAACAGUAUGGACCAGGGAGAAUAUUACAGUCCUGGAUAGAAAACAUUUCCUAAAAUAGUCAAGGACAGAAUCUAAUAAAGUGUGAAGCUGGAUGAACACAG
Molecule: messenger RNA, 5612 nt
Organism: Stegostoma tigrinum
Lineage: Eukaryota; Metazoa; Chordata; Chondrichthyes; Orectolobiformes; Stegostomatidae
Product: gonadotropin-releasing hormone II receptor-like
Exons: 3
Coding region: 158-1198 (346 amino acids)
Biological process (GO): G protein-coupled receptor signaling pathway
Cellular component (GO): membrane
Molecular function (GO): peptide binding; gonadotropin-releasing hormone receptor activity
Source: RefSeq, a predicted model, not a curated record